This is a messenger RNA of Varroa destructor (honeybee mite), 11375 nucleotides long. RefSeq lists its product as uncharacterized. Gene Ontology annotation, molecular function: adenosine kinase activity. The record is from RefSeq and is a predicted model, not a curated record. Gene Ontology annotation, cellular component: cytosol; nucleus. Lineage: Eukaryota; Metazoa; Arthropoda; Arachnida; Mesostigmata; Varroidae. Gene Ontology annotation, biological process: purine nucleobase metabolic process; purine ribonucleoside salvage.
AUCACUGCUGCUGGGAUAGUUACUGUUGAUACUGGUGCUACCGAUCGCUUGUAAAUAAACUGCCGUAUUACUUAGCCCUACGCAUUUAUGACGUAGCUACAGUCUUUUACGGUAUGGCGUGUUACAAUUGCACUGCUCCAAAAGGGCUGGUAUGAGAACAAGAUGGCCCGCUAUCAACUCUGUCUACAGAACGUCUACGACGGCCUGCAUGCGUGCUUCUCCUCGUCGCUUACGUAUCAUUGUGGUUGGCACCAGUUCGUCUGCCUAAGAGCUAUCGUUGGAAAGGCGCAAGAUUUGGAUGCUCACCUAUUAGUUGGCUGUUAGCCAUUGACGUCGUGCUGACAAAAGGGUGGCGUGGUUUAUCUGUAGACUGUAUAAUUUUUUUCGAGAACAACUCGUCUAACAUCAUGAGAUGCGCGAGGACGUACGAGGGUUGCGAACCGGUAUACGAGAAAAUCACUAUUCUGCCCAGUAAAUGACCAGUAUAGUAGGUGAAAAACCACGCAUCCUCUCGUAGCUUUGGCGGCACGCUUAUCUGAUCAAAACGAUUUUACGAUUUAGCCACCACCGUCGCCAUUACCGAUGCUGUAGAGAGUGGGACGUGUGUCCUUAUAUAGCGGGACAGGUUCUCAGAGAAGACGAACUGCGGAACACGAACUACCUUAAGUGCUGUGACAAUUCGCUUUGAAAGAGGAACAAAACAGCAAUGAACACCGGUACACUUGCCGAGGGCACAAUCGUCGGCUUCGGCGAUCCCUUGUUGGACAUCACAGCCGAUGUGGAUCUGGACUUUCUGAAAAGGUUCGGCUUGAAGCAAGAUGAUUCUAUCCUCGCAGGAGAUAGCCAGCGUGGCCUCCCGAAGGAGCUGUGUGAAAGGUACACGCCUCGCUUCUCUUCCGGCGGAUCAACACAGAAUACCCUUCGGGUGAUGCAGUGGAUCCUCCGACAGCCCAGAAUCUCAACCAUGGUAGGUGCUAUUGGUUAUGACCAGUAUGGCCGGUACUUAGAACAAAAUGCUCGUGAAUGCGGGGUUGAUAUUCGCUAUCAUUACGUAGAGCAGGAGUCGACAGGAACGUGUUGCGUUCUUCUUAGCCAGAACGGCAUCCGUCGUUCGCUCAUUACAACGAAAGGGGCCUCGGCCCGCUAUUCGAUUCAGCAUUUGCAGCGCAUUUGGGAGCCCGUUGUUGAACGUGCUCGAUUUUUUUACGUCACGUGCUACUUUUUAUCGGGCAAUGCUGAAGUGGUUUUAGAGGUGGCCCAUCACUCCCAUCAGAGGGGCAAGGUGCUGUGUCUCAAUCUUUCAGCGUCCUUCCUAAUGGCCCUUCAUCGCGAAAAGAUCUGUUCUAUCUUGCCCUACGUGGAUAUUGUGUUCGGAAAUGAUAGCGAAUUAGAAGCCUUCAUUGAGGCUCACUAUGAACCUGAUCAAAAACUCACUCGCGAAGAAGCAGCUCGUUUCCUUUCAACAUUUAUGGCGCCGCCUGGAUCACCUCGUCUCGCGGUAAUCACGCAAGCUGAAAACACCGUCCUCGUGGCUAAAGGCAGUAAACUUGAUAGUUAUACCGUCGACGAAAAAGUGAUCGACGUUGAUUCUCCUGGUACGGUGGACACUAAUGGAGCGGGUGAUGCGUUCGUAGGCGGUUUCUUGGCCUCUCUGAUCAAAAGCUGCUCUGUUGAAGUGUGCGUAAAGAACGGCUGCAUGGCGGCGUUGGCCAUCAUUCACGAGGUCGGCUGUACGACUCCGGACCGUUCUAAGGUGCGUUUCUAUUCGGGGACACGCGACACCGAACCCCGUAUUCCUUCAAUUACACGUCGACAAAUCAGCAUUUCAUAAACCAGCUUCAUUACAACGACGUUACCAGAUCAGCAUUUAACAAUCAUUCCGCAUAGAUUAUACGGCGUCAUUAUAGAACCACCUCUUGCCGAUUGGGCUUCAUCAUCGACCCAGAUCCCCAGCAAAGGCUUUGGUGGCGGGCUUCCUCUUUGCCGACUCUCAGCAACCUGCGUGGUUCCAAUCAGUUUGCAUUGAGUUACCACGGUGAACCCAUUUCUCAUUUUUUUCUUGAGCGAUGCAGUGACAUAUUCUAUUAUCGCUAAACUAUUGCAUAACCCGCAUGUAUCCAUAGUCAUGCCAUUAUAAUACUUAAAGUACAAGCAGCCUCUCUAAUCGGCGGAAACUUUCAGGUUGCCUUCUUAGACGGUCUCUAACAUCCGUCCUCAUUGAUACUCUUGUAAUAUACCAGCGAAUGCAGCAAAUAUACCGGCCGGAAGUCUCUAACUCUAGAGGCAAACUUGCUACAGUGCGCUUGUGAAAAUACGAAAUAAAAGCAAAACACGCUAUUUCUAUAAAAUUAGAUAUAACAGAAUUUAAUUUGUCUUUUCUCGCAUUGAAACCAUUUAUGAUCAUGCUAAAGUUAGAGGGCUCUUAGUUGUACCCCCGUUCAUAGAAGUUUCUUCCUAUACAUGGAGCCUCGUAGAAUAAUUUAGGGUGUAUCCGUAAUCGUACAUGUAGUAAUAAUAGUAAGUAACACGGCAUUACAGAUGUCCUUUAACCCGUUCCAUCUUACUAUACUGCUGUAGAAAUUUUGUCGGUUGUCUCUCUCGCUCAUUCGUAUUUGCUAAUCAGUGCUUUCAAGCUGACCAUGGUCAUUAAGGACAUAGGUUUAAUUGCUAUGAAGAUGACAAGAACGAUCUUGAAAAAGCUUGUUUAGGUGAACCAACUUUAUUCUGGCCAUAAUCUCCUGGGGAUAUGAUUCGUCCCACUAAAACACGCUUAGAAUCCGAUGCAGUUACGGAAGCUGCUGGCAGAGAAAUCACCGCGGUCGGGCUUGCGGCUGAAAUGCCGGUUCUCGUAGUCUUUGACCAGCAGCCGGAGCGGGAGCUACAAUAACUGAUGCAGCAGAAGCAUUAACAGCUGGAGCAGGAGCAUUAAUUGUAGUCGCUGACAUAGACGCUAAAGCGACGACUGUCGCAGGUUUAGAACUGAGAACCUGAGGUGUCUCUGUGCCAGCUUCGCUCACUGGAGCUGCAGCUGCUACAACUGUGCGAAUAGUAGUGGGUGUUGCUAUGACUGAGUAGGAAAAGUGUUACGUCUUAUUUCGGUCUAGGGAGGAGUAGGUGGUCCGCAUUCGAUUUGUAUAAUUCUUUCAGAGGGUUGAACAGGUUUUUGUACGUCAAACAACUGGGUGUCACCGUCAUGAACAACACGCUCAAUAUGGACUGGUUCUUCUGAUUCCGAAACGAUCCGAAUUAUCCGGGGAUCUGGCUCAUUCACGUUGACAUGUUUGGGCGUUGACUGAGGUCGGUUAUGCGAAUCAAUUGAACGCCAGAUUUAUACUUUUCGAGGACGAUUUUGCCUUCUGAGUUGGUGUGAAUUUCAUGCAUUUUGGGACUAGUUGAUCCUGUCACAGUUAUCUGGUCCGGCGUAAUACCGUUGCUUGUUUGGGUUAAAGCAAUAAGACAAGCCACAAUCGUUGCACUCACAACUCGAACAGUAUGGCCUGUUGUUAGUAGUGAUACAUUGAUUGCUGGAGCUGCAUCGUUUGUUGUAGAAAUAAUGCUAUUUAUACAGGAUGUACAAAUUGCGCCAGAUACCCCAGUGAUACUACUUGUAUUUGGGACUGCUACUGAUGAUUGCAUGCCGGGCAAGGUCAUCGCACCAGAAACGCUAUUGACGGUGGAAACAGCUGCGAUCGCCUGGUUCACUAUCGGUCAACUUGCAAUUUGAGUCACUGCCGGAGCACCAAUUCGAACAUUUGUUGAUACGGGAACUAGAGUAGAGGAAAUAAUAGGUGAGCUAAGCUGAACUGCGAAAACAUAACGUGGCCCCGUAAUGCCAAUAUUUACGGCUGGCGUGCACGUUCGAAUCAGGGUUGGUGGUCGGGAAUACAGCAGGUACUAUGGAGGGUGUUGAUACUUUCAGUCCCGGACUAUAUCGCAGCCUACCCGAGCUAACAGAUAUCGGCACUGUCGAAGUUCGUGCUUGCGUAAAAGCUGGAAUGAAAACCGUCGAACUUAAGGGCGCUGGAAAGUGCGCAGCAGAGGUACAGGGCAUAUCCAAAAUGCCAGUGGCAAGAACCGGGCUGACAACGUGUGUUCUGUACUGGCCCGACAGGCUUCCGGAAGCAGCAUUUGCAACUGACAUGCGAGUAAUAACGAGGCUGUGAAUAGGUGGCGCUGCUCGAGCAACAACUGCUAUCGGGUUAGCACUGGCAUAUCGGGGAACUACUCGCGUCAUUUCGGGACUGCAAAAUUUUAUAGCUGCGGGUACGCCGGCGAUUGAGCUCGAUAUAGGUAGGUGCGACAAGCUUCAUGAACCCGUUAGAAGAUAUACCCGUGAUAGGUGCUCAAUAGCGGGACCCUGGCGUUCGGACACUAAAAACUGGUGAGUCAGGACUAGCAAACGUAAGCGCAGUAGAGUACGCAGUGCGUGUCACCGCCGGAGCGGCAGUCGGUUCUGCGAUCCGCGUUAGUAUAGCAUCUGGGUACGAACAUUAUGCUGCGCAGGCUUAAUAGCUCUAAUGCCAAUAUUAGAAGAACCACUGGUAGCGACUCCUGUUGGAAUGAGAACAGGCCUAAAAGCUGUAGAAAUCGUGGAAACGGGUGAUCCAACGUUGACGUCAACUGGUACGAAGUGAGUAACAACUUCGAUGAUUUCAGCUGAGGAAACAAAAGGAAAAACAUCCCCACAGGGGAUGCGGAAACCGCACCUUAAACAAAAGGAAACAAACAAAAUAAAACGAUUCUCCAUGUUUUCAACAAAUCAACUAAAAAAAUAGAUAUUACAUGGCCACCAUAAUGCUACAAGCAUGUACAACAGUUGGUCUUCAACAAGAACAGAUUCAAAAUUUCUCGCAGAACACAGAAAUGCGGGUUCAAGCCAUGCGGUCUUUAUGUCUUAGCUGAUCUGCUAGAGAUGAUUGUACCUGCGAGAACAGUAAAGACAGGCUUGUCUGUUACACUUGGACCAGGAGCAGAAGCUUUUGAUACUGAUAGGAUAGUCGGACCUCGGACGGCCGCCACAGUUGGAUCCUGAGCGAAAAUUUCUGAGACCGGACGAGUCAGAGUCGCAACAACUCUUGUUGCCGCCGGAGCGACUGCCGAAUGUACGAAUUCUUGUCAUGGUCGAAACUGGAAAUUCGGGCGUGGCCGAAGAUUUCCAUAGUCGGGACAGUAGUGAUGGCUCGUCCGAGUUGGGGCGCAAAAACAUUAACCCAUGCUACGCAAGCCGGUGAUAUGAGAUGUAGAACUAUAAGACCUCGAGUCGCUAUUUUGGGCACAGCCUGGGCAAGGAUUGCAACUUUCGUUAUAGAGAUAGGCGUAGCUCUACUGGCCACAACGGGGACAUGAGUGACAAUGGCCCUAACAGAUGGUGCUGCAACUGCCAGCUUUGAUGUAAUGACAGUUCUUGAUACGGCAGGUGUGGCCACCUGUGACACUAUCGGUGGUGGAACUGGAAUCUGCACUUUUCUUUGCUUCGUAAUAGCGUGAUCUGUCACUGUUGGGGUAGUAAUUCGAGUCAGAAGUGGGUUAAUGGUUUGACAAGAAAACACGCUGGUAACUGAAUGGACAGGGGCAAUUUCUUGAGUAACUACUCUCGCCAUUUUUGGUAAUGGAUGAUUAGCUACCGUAGAAAACGUCUUGAGAAGGUAUUGAGAUUUUGGAGGAUUUUUUCGAAUCAGAAUAGCCAGCGAUCGAAGUGGCCCCAGAAUAUGACGAACUGACAAGAGAAGGGCUCAGGGGAGUUGCAAUACGCGUGAUUACAGGGGAUGCUAUAAAUGAGGGGGCGUGCGGUACUACCUGGUGAGGUACAGCGAAGGAGAUUUGAGAGCAAGAGCUUGUGUUAGUCGCGGUGAUUCUAUGGGGCGACGCAACGGGCGCACGAACUAUGUAGGGAUCUACUGACGGUAAAACGGCGCGCCCUUGCUCGGAUUCCGGUUACCACAUAUGAGGUUCGCAAAGUCGGUGUAACAACUCGAGCAUUUGAUAUAGCCACACGUGCCAAAGGUUUUAUGACACGAGGCGCAAAGCCAGCUAAUGCCGGUGCAGAAGCCACUUUUGUGGAAACUAGUGGCAAUUUGACCAUCGAGAUAGGGUCAACAGCCAAUGGCACGUUUGAGACGGACAUCACAGACUGACUGACAUGCACAGGAGGAACCUCAAUUGAUGGUGUAACAUGACGGGGCACGGUUGUCAUGAUUUAACCCACAACGGGUGUAUGCACAUUCACGACCAGCCUUGGGACUUCGACAGUGAGAGGCGCUGGAAUUACCAUGUUUUUAACAGUUGGAAGCUGUCUGAUCAUUGCACUCUGAUCUUGUGAAUAUAAAGAUCUAAUCCCAUUCACAGAAACGGUAAUACCAGGUUGGUGCGCAAGUCGAUAAAGGAGCGGAUGUGGUGGUAUGGUGCUAUAGCUCACAUGAGUUUUCACGCGUGACACGGUUCCGAUGAUUUCGGCUGUCUGAGUGUGAAUUAGUAGUCUGUUCGGACUCUGAACAGCAGCCGUAUGACAGGGAUCGUAGCGAAAAAUAUUGACGACUGCAUUGGGGAUUGCCGGCUCAGAAAGGCCUCUAGCACUUCCAGCUAAGAUAGACUUAAUGUGAUUUUCGUAUACAGGUCCUUUAACAAAAGUCGUCACACCUUGUCCAGCUAGAGGAUAUUGAUAGGGGUUGCCAAUAAUCUCUUUAGCUCCUUUUGGCCUAAAAGGCAAUCAACUGCCGCAUCUCCGAUGUCUCACACGCUUAAAGGUCUAAAACAGUUUAGUCCAUUUUUACACCGAACAAUCGUCUUUCACGUGACGCCUUAAAAUGCCUCCAGCCGAAAUAUAUAACCGAUACGUGCAUGAGUGAAAAAAACGAAGUCAAGCGUAGUCUACGCUGCGCAGACGGCAUUUAUAAUAAAUCCUGUCACCACCUAUAAACAUGUAAGUGAUCAGACGUGUUGUUCUCUCGUCCUCUUCUCAAUGCUGUACGUGAAACACUGAUGCUACUUCUUAUCAACUUCCCCUUGCGACUGCUGUACCAUUGAUACGGAUGCAUGUAGCACCAGCCUAUAGCUGUAGGUCGGAUCUGGACGGAAUAAUGAAACGAAAUCCGCAGCCAAUAGCAAGAUACAAUAAUCGAUAUAUGUAAGGCCUGGUUGUAGCGUGAUGACCAUGGCGGCAGUGGCCACACAACGAGACGCGCAGACAUUCGUUGUUAGCGGUCGCUCGGCACAUAUAGCAUACGCUAGCCAGCAUUGACGAGUCGCUAAGGCUACAGAAAACACGAAUACAAGACAACGCCACCGUUGAAGCUGCUUUUGUUGGCGCUAUAUUGACACAGUUGAUAUUAUCUGAAGCCAUUUGUUUUGCUUCAAUUAACGAACGCAACAAUCCAGCUGAGAUAGCAAUGAUAGGCUGGUGUGUAGGUGUACCUAAAUAUUCACUAGAUUUACUUCAUUGCCCGAUGUGUAAAGGCAUGACAAUGACUUCGAGGACGCGACAAGCACACGACGUAUAUGAGGAAUCCAGAGUGUACAAGAUAGCCAUCAGCAAUGCGGAGUGGUGGCAUUUCGGAAUGGGAACCAACAAUCCAGGACACCCGCUAUAGUAACUCACGUAUGACGAAAGACACUUUGAUGCACGGCCAAGGUGAUACGUUCUAAGAUCAUUCGUCUGGCCAUUUCAGAGGCACAGCUUGCUAAAAAAGCUCCGAUAGUCCAAUCGGUGUGGAUCAGCGUUUCGCCGGUCUAUAACACGAAUCAUUCUGUGUUUUAUUUCUAAUUUAUAUGUUCUAGACGUAAUCUAAAUAUUGCUGCCUGUAUCCUACAUCGAUUUGCGCUGCAGAGCGUCAUAUGUACGAGUAAAUUACGUGCUUAUCGUUUGAUGCACGAACUUAUCAUUUCAAGCCCUGUGAACAUGUAAUAAUGUUUUUUUACGAUAAAACAUUCGUAUUUAUUUACCGAACGAGCAGUUGUGAGAUAGGUAGGAAUUACUAAGACAUUUGGUUACUCGAUUUUGUUACAUUUUAAAGCCAGGGUCGCUAGUGCUAUUAUGACAUUCGAACUAUGAACGUAAAUGUAAUGAGGGUCUUUGGGGUAGCUCGUCGUCUGCUAGACGCAUCUAUUAUAAGCUGGAUAGUAUCGUAAUGAAACUAUCUAGAUAUAUAUAUACGACGUUGCUAAAUUAAGAGCUGAUUAAACAAAAAGCAUUGAAUAGGUCGAAUGCUGUUGGGCAAAACAAAUACCCCAUCUAACAAUAAAGCAAGCCGCUCGUCUAAUUUAAAAUAUUGCCAAAUGCAAAACGGACAAUAGAGACCCAUGUCGAUGAAAACGCAUUUGAAAUUUGGCGGGAAAGCCGCCAAGAAAGAAAGCGCUUAAAUGAUUAUAUAGAUCAAUCAUCUAGUUGAUUAGAACGAUGACGAUCUGCAAACUUUUUAAGAAUUUUUCAAUACUUUAUUAUUUCUGCCGUUGUUUGUUGUUGUUAUCUGUUGUCUGUGAUCAAUUAACAAAAUUUCUAUUCGUAUAUAAUGAUAAUUACUAUUACUCAUAUCUGCUGGUAUGCAUUACUUUAUAGUCUUGCAAAAGAUGGCAGUCUUGCCGGACGGGCCGCGCGUCUAAAACAGCUUAAUUUUUCAAUAUAACGUAAUUCGGCCUAUUUCUUUCUUUGCAUCGUUUCUCGAUUUGUUAGAACUUGCGCACUUUCCGGUUAACUCGUUACGCGAUAAUUACUUCCCAGAAACGUCAAAGAUUCGACAUGGGAAGGGACCUCAAAUAGCUUCAUAAAGGCUACAUUAUUUUGCUUAAGACACGCGGCUCGACGUCGCAUACGCUGGUAUACAGAUGAUGGCUUCUCCGGUCGAAUUUUUAAUAAUUUAAUAAAGUACUGCGUUUUGGCGUUUUUCUCGUUUGAUGAUUACCUGUAGUAUUAUAACUUAUUUGUAGUAUUAUAACAGUGAUUUUUCACCGCUUGUCUGUAAUGUAUUGUGUUACAUUUGUUACCGUUAUAAUUACCUUAAAUAUUGUGUUUUUCCCUUUAUCGUGGUCAUGCCUUUUCUUUACUAUUCUAAAUUAUCUAUAAUAAUAAUAAUCAUCAUUUCAUCGUUACUUAUUCAUCAUUUCCUUCAUCUAGACGUGUGCCCUACGCGCGCAUUGAGGCAGGGUAUGGCCCUUGAUUCAGUUCAGUUGGCUCAUUGAAGCUCAUCUUGAAACCUUGCUAAUAGGAAAAUUUUCACUAUGAAAAUAGAGGAAUAGAAGCCAUUCGAAGCCUGACGGAGUGCUUAUUGUUGACUGGUGAUACCGUUAAUAGUCCCAAGCGUAAUUACCACGACGACGACUAUCUAUCGUGGCUUCCCAAUAACUGUUUACACCGCAACAAAGGAAUAAAAAAAAUGGCCUAUUAUCGCAACCCACGUUCGAUCGUGAUCGCCGCAUUCUUAUUCAUCUCGCUCCUGAUCUAUUAUCUUGGCCUUGUAUUUAUUAUCCUUUGGACAUUUCCUUGUCCCCUGCGCAUCAGCGGUAGUAGACGAUUAUGGCUUACAUUGAAAUAUCAGUGUUUUGAGAAAUUUGGCCUAUUUCUUUUUUCUUUUGAAGUGUAUUAACGGCCCAUUGCAUUAGUCUUGGUUAGGGUGAUCCGUUUGUUUAGAAAAAUCGGGGUCCGUAAUUGUUGAUCGCGGUGAGUUUUGUAUCUUGUGUUCGUCACCGCUUCUUCAAUAUGCCUAUAGUUACUUUUCAUGCUAGUUUCGACUUGAUUGGUAUCAAUCAGUGCUGUUCUUGUUAGCCCGUGAAUCUGUUUACAUGUUCGUUCUGCCUGUUUACCUUUAUGUCUUUAGCCGACGUCGUUAUUUUUGAACGAAUAUCUUUCUUGCGUCCUGUCACGCGCACUCUUUCGCUCCCGCUUUCGCCCUCUCGCUCUAACUAGCUGCUAAUUUAUACUAUAAUAAUAAUAAUAAUAAUAUCAAUGGUUGUAAAUUGUAGUAAUAGUGGUACUAGUUGACGUUGGAGGCUUUAGUUUGCGGAAGAAUGACGGUAGUAGUUCAUGACGAUAAAGAUCGUUGUUUUUCUUUGCUUAGUUUUUUUCACGCGAUCUAUGAAACCGGUAUUGGAUUGCCUGCCAGGAAAACGUCCUGUGCUUAAGUCAACGCGAAAUUCCGUACGGGGGUUUGUAAUCACUAAGUCGCUUGGUUGCUGUGUUUUGUGAUAGCUCUUAUGAGAGAUGCUGUGAAUCAUAGAUCUCAGCGUUAGGUACCAGUAAUCAAAGUAAGUAUUAAAUAGCGUGCUUAAGCAGACAUUGCUUGCUGGUAGAUCGGCGACUAGAGUCAGCUCGUAAUCUCUUCCGUUCGUUUUUUUAUCCUAUUCCUCUGCUCAGCUAUUACUUCGUACUGUUAUUACUAUUAUAAACGAGCUCAAUAGAGGUUCGGCCUCCCGCUUAAACAAACUCUCUAUACUCAUUAUAAUAUAUAUGCGCAUAUGAAUAUAUGCAUCAUGUCUUAGUUUCUCUCUCUAAAUAUAAUAAUAAUAGCAGCAUGCAAUGAUGUAUACUGUCAAUGUAUCCUGGUAUGGAAGAGGUUCAAGAUGGUUUCGCAUAUUUCGAUUGUAUCCCUCAUUGUCAUCCUCAUAAUUGGUGUCGUUUAAAAAAUGCUGUGUGUUUGUGUGUGUAAAAGCGGAAUAAAAUCACGGGUUUUUUUCAAAACAGGUGAUAUUUUUGGGGGCACACCAGAGGUUUUUACUAACGGUGAAAAUUACAUGUUUAUGAACGUACAGGACUAUAAUAAAACCGUUAAUUUUUAUUUCAAUAAUAAAUUAGUGACUGAAAUUGGACCGUACGUACGUUCUCCAUCGUCAACUGAAUAACAGACAUCAUCACUGCGCCCUGAUCAAGGAUUGGUUAGCCAAAUACAUACAUGUAUCUUUUUCAACUACUAUUAACAAGUAGCAGCUAUUUAAAUCUUUUUACUUAUGCCUACAAUAGAGCGACACUUUUAAAAGUGAUCUAGAUCAUGUCCGAAUUUUUCUAUCGGCUGUUGAUCUUCACCGGUUACUUUAGCUAGGUCGUUUUCGAUGAUCUUUGCCUGUAGAUCGCUUGUCCGUAUAGGACUUCGGUAGCCUGGAAAUGAGCUCGACGCAACCAGUGACCGCUGAAAAAAGCCCAUUGGGCUGUUUUUUUUGGGCCUACGUGUCGUCGUAUGCUACAGUACAAUAUCAUAAUUACUCGUCAUCAUCUCGAUUACUGUGACAAUCAAAACAUGCCGAUUGAGUCACCCAGUGAGUUGAAUAGCCGUUGUUGACAUUCGGGGCGGAAACUCGUGCUGUCAGCGUCAACCCUGUAGGCGGAAGACCACUCCGGCUUGGGUACACGUAUGCUCAGGACCGGGUUCAAUGGACUGUGUUGUGAAUGCAAA